This is a messenger RNA of Penaeus monodon (black tiger shrimp), 2212 nucleotides long. RefSeq names its product sortilin-related receptor-like. Gene Ontology annotation, molecular function: protein binding. The transcript has 15 exons. The record is from RefSeq and is a predicted model, not a curated record. Gene Ontology annotation, cellular component: plasma membrane. The annotation marks the transcript as partial. NCBI's taxonomy places the organism in Eukaryota, Metazoa, Arthropoda, Malacostraca, Decapoda, Penaeidae.
UCCUCCUCCUCCUCCUCCUCCUCGAGUGACACCUUCGAGGAACUGAGGCAGUCGCUAAACGCUGGGCAAAGUGUUCUCUCCUCUGACCUUGAGAUCUUGAGAAAAAUCGAGGAGGAACAUUUGGGAAGAUGCCCCCGACUGAAAAGUCUCUUAAAAGGGUUGAGGGAUACGUACGACAAAGUCUUCCCGUUAUAUGAGGCAAUUUCCGACGGACUGACCGAACUGAAGGAAAAAACGACUAGCUGUGGGGAAGGGAAGAUAGUCGAACUGAGGAACUCCUGCAGCAUAGGGACGUUCAGAUGCAGUGGCAGUGGGUCAUGUAUCCUGAGUGCGUGGGUAUGCGACGGCGAAAUCGACUGUGAUGAUGGUAGUGACGAAGCCAACUGUGCUCCGACCCCACAAUACACGACCUCCACAAUGCCCUCGACAACCGAGGAGCCUUGUGAAGACGGCCAAUUCCGGUGCGCCAAAAUCAGAGAGUGCAUCCCCGAACUCUGGCGCUGUGACGGCGCAAUGGACUGCUCUGACGGAAGUGACGAGGAGACAUGUGCGCAGAUCGUCUGCAGUGAGACGGAAUUCAGGUGUCCCGGCGGCAAAUGCAUUUCGCAGGAGAGGCGCUGCGAUGGCGACUGGGACUGCGCAGAUGGAGGCGACGAGGAAGGGUGUCCUCUGAAAGUCUGCGCUGAGGACGAGUUCCGGUGCGUCACAAGCGGCAGCUGCGUCUCGGCCGCCUGGCGCUGCGACGGCGACAGGGACUGCGCUGACGGAAGUGACGAGGAAGAGUGUCAAGUGCAGGACGGAUGCAAGGAAAACGAGUUCCAGUGCAAUGAAGGAGGUGACUGUGUAUCCCAAGACUGGCGAUGCGACGGCGACAGAGAUUGCAAGGAUGGCAGCGAUGAGCAGGGAUGCCCGUCGAAAACCUGCAGCGCGUCCGAGUUCCAGUGCAAGUCGUCUGGCACCUGUGUUCCCCAAGGCUGGCACUGCGACGGCGAGACCGAUUGCAGGGACGGCAGCGACGAGGAAGGAUGUGAUCAGAGGUCUUGCCGAGAGUUCGCGUGCUCCUCUGGUGGCCAGUGCAUCUCAAGACAGUGGGUGUGUGACGGUGACAAGGACUGUACAGAUGGCAGCGACGAGAAAGACUGUGACGCCACGCAAUCGUCAACCCAGUCGUCAACCCAGUCGUCAACCCAGUCAUCAACCCAAGCAUCAACUUUGUCUUCGACUUUGUCACCAAGAUCACCUAAGGAGUGUCAGCAAAACGAAUUCAGAUGUUCUUCCGGAAAUCAAUGCAUCCGUCGCUGGUGGGUUUGCGACGGAGAGAGAGACUGUGAUGACGGUAGUGAUGAGGACAACUGUGAUGCCACGUCUUCGUCAACUGUCAGCUCAACUACGUCAUUCACAACAUCGACUUCAACUCCAGCUUCUAUCCUGAGACUGACUCGACAACUCUCACAGGUGAUUUGCCAAGAUAACGAGGUCAGCUGUCGGUCAGGCACACAGUGCAUCCGGAAGUGGUGGCUUUGUGAUGACGAGGAGGACUGUGAUGACGGCAGCGAUGAAGAGGGCUGUGGCGUGACAUCAUCAUCAACUGCACCGUCAACUACGCCGUCAACAGCCUCAUCAACAUCAACUGCGUCGCCGUGUGGGUCUGACCAGGUCCGGUGUCGCCUAGGGGGCUGCAUCCUGUCCUUCUGGCGCUGCGACGGCGAGCGGGACUGCUUCGACGGAUCCGACGAGGAAGACUGCGAUUCGCUGCAGUGCAAUCAGAACGAGUUUCGGUGCGACAUCGACAGCAGAUGCAUCCGCGCGACUUGGGUCUGCGACGGCGACCGCGACUGCUCCGACGGCAGCGACGAGGCCGAAUGCUCCACGAAGGGGCCCCUGCCGGCGGCCACGAGUCCUUGCAAGCCGAAUCCUUGCAGUCACAUUUGCAUCCCUGACUCCGUUAUGCCCAAGGGAUUCUCGUGUCUGUGUCCCUCCGGCUACAAGAUGCUCCUCGAUGAAGACAAGUGCGUCCCCAGCGAUGAACAGUUCGAUGAAUACGUGCAUAACAUGCUGUCGAAGUUCCCAGUCCAGUCGCUUGAUUAAUGUGAAGGAUAUACAGGCAUGUACAUAAUGCACAUAGACACAUGUUCAUACGUACUCAGACACAAACUUAUACACGCUUAUACAUGCAUACAUACUCACACACACACACACAUACACACACACA